This is a messenger RNA of Oryzias melastigma (Indian medaka), 2829 nucleotides long. RefSeq names its product dihydropyrimidinase like 2a (gene dpysl2a). The transcript has 15 exons. The record is from RefSeq and is a predicted model, not a curated record. Gene Ontology annotation, molecular function: hydrolase activity, acting on carbon-nitrogen (but not peptide) bonds, in cyclic amides. NCBI's taxonomy places the organism in Eukaryota, Metazoa, Chordata, Actinopteri, Beloniformes, Adrianichthyidae. The coding region runs from base 237 to 1979 and encodes 580 amino acids. Gene Ontology annotation, cellular component: cytoplasm; cytosol.
GCGCGGUACCUCUUUGUGGCCCUUGUCUGCUUUCGGGUUGCCAGGGUUUAAGAGUCCCUCUGUAGUACUCAAUUAAAAGAAAUCCCAAUUAGACACAGGCACUGCUCUGCCUGGGCGUCGACUGGCCAUCCAGCAGAGCAUCCAUUCAUCCUUUCGUUGGCGCGUGAGCAUUUCUAAUCAAGCUAGCUGUCGUUAGCUGAGAGGCAGCGGGGAGCAGCGCUAGAGGGAGCUUGAAAAUGUCCGGCUACCAAGGAAAAAAGAACAUCCCACGAAUUACAAGCGACCGUCUCCUCAUCAAAGGAGCAAAGAUUGUGAAUGAUGAUCAGUCUUUCUUGGCUGAUAUAUACAUGGAGGAUGGAGUCAUCAAACAAAUAGGGGACAAUCUCAUCGUUCCGGGAGGUGUGAAGAUUAUCGAGGCUCAUGGAAGAAUGGUGAUGCCGGGGGGGAUUGAUGUGCACACCCGUUUCCAAAUGCCUGACAGAGGGAUGGUGGCGGCAGACGACUUCUACCAGGGCACUCGCGCCGCUCUGGCUGGGGGCACGACUAUGAUCAUUGACCACGCUGUGCCCGAGCCGGGCAUGAGCCUGGUGUCUGCUUUCAAGCAGUGGAGAGAGUGGGCUGACAGCAGGUCCUGCUGUGACUAUUCCCUGCAUGUGGACAUCACUGAGUGGAACAGUGGCACCCAAGAAGAGAUGGAAACUCUCGUGAAGGAUCAUGGUGUCAACUCUUUCCUGGUCUAUUUGGCUUAUAAGGAUAUUUUCCAACUUUCUGACUCUCAGAUGUACGAGGUUUUCAGUUUCAUCCGAGAUCUCGGAGCCAUCGCCCAGGUCCACGCUGAAAAUGGAGACAUAAUUGCAGAGGAGCAGAAGCGUAUAUUAGAGCUGGGGAUCACUGGUCCUGAAGGCCACGUGCUCAGCCGUCCUGAAGAGGUGGAGGCCGAAGCUGUGAAUCGUGCCGUCACUGUAGCCAACCAGACCAACUGUCCUCUCUACAUCACCAAGGUGAUGAGCAAAAGUGCUGCAGAUGUCAUCGCUCUUGCCAGAAAAAAGGGAGCUGUGGUUUAUGGAGAGCCCAUAUCUGCCAGUUUGGGGACAGACGGUACUCAUUACUGGAGUAAAAACUGGGCCAAGGCAGCAGCCUUUGUCACCUCGCCCCCUCUCAGUCCUGAUCCCACCACCCCUGAUUACCUCAACUCUCUGCUGUCAUGUGGGGAUUUGCAGGUGACUGGCAGUGCUCACUGCACUUUUAAGACUUCCCAGCGUGCCGUAGGCAAAGAUAACUUCACUAUGAUUCCUGAAGGCACCAACGGCACCGAGGAAAGGAUGUCUCUCGUCUGGGACAAAUGUGUGGUGACUGGAAAGAUGGAUGAAAACCAGUUUGUGGCAGUCACUAGUACAAACGCAGCCAAGAUCUUCAACCUGUACCCCCGCAAAGGCCGCAUCGCCGUCGGUUCUGAUGCUGACCUCGUGCUGUGGGACCCAGAUAUGACGAAGAUCAUCUCCGCUAAGAGCCACAACCUGGCUGUGGAGUACAACAUCUUUGAGGGGACAGAAGUGCGUGGAGGCCCCCUGGUGGUCAUCAGCCAGGGUAAGAUAGUGUUGGAAGAUGGCAACCUUCACACCACGGAGGGCUGUGGGCGCUACAUCAGCCGGAAAGCCUUCCCUGACCACGUGUACAAGAGGAUUAAAGCUCGUAGCAGGCUUACGGAGCUGCGAGGAGUCCCCAGGGGUCAGUACGAUGGGCCAGUGUGCGAUGUGCCCGUCACUCCAAAGGUGAUUUCUACAGUUUCCUCAGUGAAGACUUCCCCUGCUAAGCAGCAGCAGCAGCAUCAGCAAGUUAGCCAGCAGCCGGUGCGCAACCUCCACCAGUCUGGCUUCAGUCUGUCUGGUGCUCAGAUUGAUGAUAAUGUUCCUCGCCGCACCACCCAGCGCAUCGUGGCUCCUCCUGGCGGCAAAGCAAACAUCACCAGCCUCGGUUAAGUUGCGUCCUCCAGGCCAACGCAGAACCAGAGCCCACAUCUACCACUUCAUAUCACUCAUCACCCUCCACUCCGAGUACCCCACCACAUCCAUUUUUACUCACACCACGUCACCUGAUGCAAGAAACAUUCCCACUUUCCUACUUCAGUAUUUAGAACCCAUGAUUUUUUUUUUACCUUAGUUUGAUUAAAGAGAAGGAAAUGGAUUUAUGUAUCUUGUUGGUAAAUUCUGGCAUAAACGUCUAAACUCUGUUAGGUCUGAAUUUUAAAAAGAGAAACUUUUAUGACUGUUUUCUGUUUAUGUUACAGCUUUUUUUCUAUUGUUAUGCAGUUUUAACAUGAGUUUCUUCAGAUGAAAUUCAUUUGUUGAUAAUCCAGUAAAACCCACUUUUGUUAAUGCACAUUAUUUUAAUUUAUCUGAGAAAUGUCUAAAUCCUGCUUAGUAAAGAUCAGAUUGUAGAACAUGAUUUUGGACAUAUUUUCAGUUGAUUUUGAAGUUUUACAAUGUUGUUCUUUUUUGUGUUUUUUGUUGAGCUCAGCAGGUCACCAAGGUCUUCCUGCUGGUUAUUUGAAUCUAGUUUUUAAUUGAUGUUUUGUGUGUUGUGAAGUUAUCCCAAAACAGCCCUAAUUGCACUGAAAAAAAAUGGCGUUAAAAGGUUGAACCACUAAUUUGAUGUUUCCUUGAAAGUGUUAGGGGAGAAUGGUUGAACAAUUUUGUUUAGAUAAAACAAACCCUGUUUUUUCUGUUUCUUCUCUGUUUUUCCUUGUUUUUUUUCAAUCUUUUCCACUGUUCUUUACAUUUUUUUUACCUGCUUAACCCCCAUGUUUUCUCUGUUUUUUCACUGUUUUAU